Molecule: messenger RNA, 2448 nt
Organism: Glycine soja
Lineage: Eukaryota; Viridiplantae; Streptophyta; Magnoliopsida; Fabales; Fabaceae
Product: zinc finger CCCH domain-containing protein 65-like
Exons: 8
Coding region: 127-2232 (701 amino acids)
Biological process (GO): negative regulation of DNA-templated transcription
Cellular component (GO): nucleus
Molecular function (GO): RNA binding; metal ion binding
Source: RefSeq, a predicted model, not a curated record
AAAUUUCCCAAAACGCAUGGGCACCGCAAAAACCCUUCUUCACUCUCUUGUUCUGCGUGGGUUUUCUCAAGUCGUUCCCAAAACGCAUUGGUGAAGAAAGGUGAAUCAUUCUUCUCCAAAUUCACAAUGGAUUUCCCUCCAUACUGUCGAUCCCAAUUGCGUAGCAACACUUACCGUGCCCUCGUUCACCUCCUCUCUCACAUUUCUGCUUACAACGCUUCAAUUCUUGAAGCUUCAACUCAACCCGUCAACAUUCCGGAUAAUGGCAGUGGUAGAAUGGAUCAAGAAAACCAGGAAAAGGAGCCUAAGUGCUCCGAAGUUGUUGAUUCUGAUUUUUUGGAUCCCAAGGAUCCUAUAUGCCAGAAGGAUAUACCGGAGGUCCAGGAAACCAUUGAGGGGGUUGAAGACAAGGAUAUGGAUUUUACUUCUAACAAGAUGGUCCUAGAUGAUAUAGAACAUAUGAUGGGAAUAGAGGACUUGUCUACCCAAGCAAAUGGUUUUGAUAAGGAGCAAAAGCUAAUGAAUGAGUUUGAGCAGGUUAUGAAAGGAACUGAGGAUCUUAUUUGUGAUAGUGAAUUAAUCCCCUUGAACUUGGGAUUGGAUAAGACACGUAGUGAUGGUGGUGAAGUUGAGUUGAUGGAUUACCAAUCAGAAGUGGAGGAAGGAGAAAUUUCUGGAGACUUGGGAAUAGAUGGCAAUUUAUUUGAUGUGGCUUCUGCAGAUGCUUUAAUAUUACGACAGAUGGAAGUAGAUGAGGUUCAGAAGCCUGAAAAUGUAACUGGAAACAUGAUAUAUCCUUCUAAGAUUGAGAAUCAAGAAAAGGAAAAAGGCUAUGACUCUAAAUCCUCUUUGGUAAAUGCAUUUCAAGAUUACAAUAAUAAUGGACAAGUGGAGCCUAGAACUAGUGGCAAGAAAGGGAUUGUAUGUGGAGUUGAAGUAGCAAUUUCUAAAGAAACUAUUGAAUGUCAGAAGGAAGAUAAAACAAAGUUGGAUAAUGCCAGUAAAAAGAAUAAGCGUGGUGGGAACAAAGGAAAAAAGAAGAAAGCAGAUAGAAAGAAGAGAGCAGAAAAGAACAAACAACUAGGUGUUAAAAGAUUGCAGUUACAGCAUGUGCAGAAACCAAAAGUUGUCUCACAUUGUCGCCAUUAUCUCAAUGGAAGGUGCCAUGAGGGUGACAAGUGUCAGUUUUCACAUGAUGUAGUGCCUCUAACAAAAUCCAAGCCGUGUACUCACUUUGCUCGUCAUUCUUGCAUGAAAGGGGAUGAUUGCCCAUUUGAUCACCAGCUCUCAAAAUAUCCUUGUACCAAUUUUGUGUCCAAAGGCUCUUGUUAUAGAGGUGAUGCUUGCUUGUUUUCUCACCAGGUAUCAACGAAAGAAGACAUCCCUACAGCUUCAAAUAUGUGCAGACCAGAGUUGUCUCCACUUCUGUCUGGAAAUGCAAAUUCCAGCACACCACUUAACAACAAUCAUGGCUCUACUCCUGUCCAGCAAAACCACUUAACUAAUUCUGCAGGAAUUCAUUCUUGCACCAGUGUUGAACAUAAAGUGAUAAACACUGUACAGAAACAGCCUACACCACCUAAAGGAAUUAGUUUCAUCAAUCUUGCUAAAUUAUCACCCAGCCUUAGUUCUCUGAAACAAAGCACAGUAACAACCAAGGGAAGUCCUGUACAAAUUGGGACCCAUGAAGAUCAAAGUUCAUUUCACAAAACUCAAAACAAGGUGGACAUUCCUAAGAAAUUGCCAGCUGUGACACCUAAGGGAAUAAACUUUCUUUCUUUUGGCAAAGGCUCUGUCUGCAGUUUUAAAAGUGUGAAUAGGGAAAAUGGUAUCAAGUUGCCUCAGUUAUUCAAUUUUGGUUUGCCUGAGCAGGAAAAAUCCUCUCUAAACAAAGAUGAUUACAACAAAGCUAGUGACACCACAAAACAAAAUGCACCACAGACUGAUAUAUUCUUAACUGAGAUUUUAGGAAAAAAUCAAUCUGUGGCAGAAGAAAUGAAAUUAAAACUUCCAGAGAAAACCUCCGUAGAUUUUUUUAUGAGGGAUCACAGCCAUAGUAAAUCAGUUCAAGAGGGGAAGAAGUCAUCUGAUAAUUCUCAAAGUUCAAAGGGCCAAAAGGCACUCUUAUCAACUCUAGCAUUUGCAGCUGAGCAUGAAUCUAGCAUUAAGAUGAAAUACCCUACUGGUGGUUUGCCGAUGUCAUCAGAGGACUCAGAGAGAAUGUUUUGUUGAAGAUUCAAAACAAGGAACUUCCCAAUUUUGUAGAUGAUAAACAGGCGGUUUAGUUAUGUGUUGUUCUGUAAUCUUUCAGCAAUCUUACUCUGGAACCAUUCUUUUUUUUAUUGGAACAUGAUUGAAUGUAUUACAGUCCAUGGAGUAUCAAUGGCUAAUGUAUAUAAUAGCACUCAUUUACACUUAUAUUCUAAAUUUCAUUAUAUCUUCUCCCAA